This is a messenger RNA of Patiria miniata (bat star), 505 nucleotides long. RefSeq names its product low affinity immunoglobulin epsilon Fc receptor-like. NCBI's taxonomy places the organism in Eukaryota, Metazoa, Echinodermata, Asteroidea, Valvatida, Asterinidae. The record is from RefSeq and is a predicted model, not a curated record. The transcript is spliced from 2 exons. The coding region runs from base 1 to 495 and encodes 164 amino acids.
AUGAUGUUGCCUAAACGUCUCAUCAUUGGCUUGAUAAGCCUUUGUCUUAUGAUCAGAUGUACUGGUGGUAAUGAGAGGUGUGGAGCCUCCAUUGGAGGGGCGUGUCCUCCUGCUUGGAGCCAGUGGGGUGACAAAUGCUACAAGAAACUCAGCGAGAAUCUACCAUGGGCUGAGGCAAUACAGGAGUGCAUCAAGAUGGGAAGUGUCUUGGUCAUGCCACAGUCUCAGGAGGAAACUGAUUUCCUUCAGAAGAACGUGUACCUCUGGUUCUGGAUCAACUGCAAUGAUCUUCAAGUUGAAGGUACAUGGGUGUGUCAAGAUGGCACUACUGAUGUGGAGUACAGAAACUGGAGGGUGGAGCCUGCUGAACCUAAUAAUUACGGGGGAGGAGAAGAUUGUGCAGUAGUGAGACGUUCUGGUGAUUGGAAUGAUGUUGAAUGUGACAGUCAGAUUCCCACUAUCUGCCAACGACCUGCACCACAACUGCACUUUUAAGUGACAACAA